Messenger RNA from Striga asiatica, 2089 nucleotides. NCBI's taxonomy places the organism in Eukaryota, Viridiplantae, Streptophyta, Magnoliopsida, Lamiales, Orobanchaceae. The record is from the annotation of a GenBank genome assembly.
GUGAAAUGGCCAUAUGAUGAGAGAUGUCCAGCACUUCCAGAUUAGGAUGACAUUAUUUUUGUAUAUUUUAUUUCCCAUCUUUUUUAAUUGAGUGCGCGAGUGUACGGCCGACUGGAUAAUGUGCUCUCGUUCUCAGUUUACAAGUCACAAUCUCUGUUAAUAAUAAAAAAAACCUUCAUUUCAUAUCGUGUUUUCUCAACUCCCAAUAUCCCGUCAAUUUCUCGUCGCCGCAGAAUGACCAACGGUGGCGGUUCGCUGAAGAAGAAGCAGCGCGUCGGCAGCAGCAGCCGUCUCUCAGCCGCCGAUGGCGGCGGCGGCGGCGAUCCAUCAGGCGCCGACGGAGCCCCAGCGGAAAGCUCCCGCAGGCCGCCCGGCCUCCGCCGCUCGUCCUCCGCUCACUCCCUCCUCCCGAUCGCCCCCUCUUUCCCCGGCGGUUUCAACGACGCGGAUACUGCCGACGUCGUCCUCCGCCUCCUCCUCGAUCAGCCGCCGGAGGUCGUCCCCGACGCCACUGCGCCGACCGAUCGGUCCGAGAUUCAGAUCCACCUCCACUCGCGCGUCCUCGGCCGGUCGAGGUACUUCGCCGCGCUUCUCUCCGAUCGAUGGCGGGGUCAGGACGGGCCGCCUUCUUCUAGCAAAUCUGAUGAAAAUGCAUCCAGUAUCCACAGGUUCAAGCUUAAUGUUCCGGCUAAUUCCGAUUCCGUAAAAUACCACUUAACAGUCUUGCAACUUCUUUACGCGGACGAUCUCUUGUCCGCCAUCGACACCGUGUCCGGCGCGCUCAAUCUGCUUCCUAUAGCACUGGAAUUGCUUUUCGAAGACUGCAUCAAAGCCUGUGUUAAAUUCCUUGAGGCAGUGCCCUGGUCUGAAGAUGAAGAAGAAAAGGUUCUAAGCCUGAUUCCAUUUCUUAGCGAUGAAGAGUCGAAGGAACUCCUUGCUAGGGUUUCUCCGGCCAGGAGUGAUUCGUCUGAGGAGAUGCUUCACGGGUUAAUACUCUCUGCAAUUCACAACCACCCAAACAUGGCCUUUGCGAAGGCAUUCGUGGCAAAACUGUUGAGGGAUUUUUCAUCCAAGGAGUCCGCCAGGAAGGUUCUGGAUAAAGCUUUUGAGAAGAGCUUGAAGGUUGUGAAGCAGUCGCUGGAGGAGUACUCUAGUCCUGAUUUCAGAGGGGAUCAUAAUGAGACAGAAGCUAUUCAGAGGCUCAAUUUGCAUACGGCCAUGACCAACGGGAAACACCUGCUAUGGUUGGUGGAGAGGAUGAUUGAGCUGAAAGUGGCGGAUACUGCUGUCAAGAUAUGGAGCGAGCAGGCCUCGUUCACGGCAGAUUUGCAGAGGGCUUUCCGUGAUGAUGCAUGGAGAAAUUUCGUGCCGAGCCUCCCUGCUGUAGUUCUUCGUUGCACAUGCAGGCUUGCCAAUGCUGUGGCCACGGGAAAUAUUUUGGCUAAUAGACAGGUUAGAAUGAAGCUCGUGAGAGAAUGGCUCCCGGUGUUGAUCAUAUGCAAAGACAGCCCUUCACCUAUGGGGCCGAACCAUAAAUCAGUCUUCCUGGAGCUCGAGCAGACAUUCUUGAACAUUAUAUCUACACUCCCUUUGCCGGAAGCUCAAGAUUUGCUUCAACAGUGCCUUAGCUUCUCAACUCGCAAUGUGGACGAUUGUCCUCACUUGGUUGCUGCCUUCACUACUUGGUUCCGUCGUGCAAACCGACCCUUUCAGUCAGAGCCCUCUCAAUGAUGAAAAAAAGAAAUCGUUGCAUCUUUUUCAUAAAAAUCCAAAAAAAAAAAAAAGUAAGAAAAAUGGAGCUGGUUCUUGAUAUUGUACAUAAAAGCCAUUCAAGCAUGGCUUAAUAAUAAACCUUCUCUAUAACUCAGAUUUCUAAGCUAUUGUGGAGUUUGUGUUUGCCGAAUGUGUGGGAUGCCUUGAGGGUACAUGCGACUAAUCUCUGUAUGUUAUGUAAAUUGUGGUUUUGGUUCGUGUAUAAUGUAUAUGUAGUAUAACUAGGUUUUGGUGGGAAAACUGGGAUUUUUAGACGUGUUUGGUGAUUUUUGAUUUCUGCAGUAUGAUCCGUGUUACUUGACAAUAAUCAAGAAAG